GUGAACAAGAUGUACGGGAACGUGAACGCACCACACAACAACUUCUCCUAAACCCAACGCUCAGGCAGGGCGUCUAUUUCCAGACUGUGAUUUGGACGUCACUUGUUUUUCGGGUUGAAUGUCGGACCACGCGACGUAAACACCGCAGCAGCACCAUGGACGCGGCUCCGGGAUGAAUCGAACCCUAUGACUGAACCAUGUAUUGUGGCGUGUUCCUGCCCCUGGCGCUUCUGCUGUCGUCGGGCCAGCUGCGGGCCAGCUGCGGCUCCCUGCUCCGGACCAUGCCCGGUGCUGGACUGUCCGGACAGACCGCGAACUACACACUGACCGGGAUGUUUCAGAACGCGGGAGACCAGUGUGACCGUGUGAUGAACAUCAGUUCCACGGACCGCUGUGCAUUUGUGAUGAACACACCAGACUGUAUCAUGGCAGAUGGAUUCAUCAACUACCUCCGUUUGGCCUUUUGUCUGCUGCCUCCCAACCUCACGCCUCUCACCAUCACACUCUGUAUUGUAUGGCUGCUCUUCCUCUUCGUCGUUCUCGGACUCACAGCCUCUAAGUUUUUCUGCCCCAACCUGUCGGCCAUCUCCACCUGUCUGCACCUCACUCACAACGUGGCCGGCGUGACUUUCCUGGCUCUUGGUAACGGAGCUCCUGACAUCUUCAGUGCCAUGGCAGCUUUCUCUCACCCACACACCGCUGGGCUGGCUGUUGGAGCCUUAUUUGGAGCUGGUAUAUUUGUCACCACAGUAGUUGCCGGCAGCGUGGCGCUGGUCAAGCCCUUUGCCGUGGCCUCCCGCCCCUUCCUACGUGAUGUCAUCUUCUACAUGGUUGCAGUGUUCUGGACUUUCCUCAUGCUGUACAGAGGAACCACGGCGCUGGCAGAAAUUCUGGGGUACUUGGGGCUCUAUGUGGUGUAUGUAUUGACUGUUAUUGUCAGUGCGUACAUCUAUAGCCGGCAAAAACAUUCAAUGAACACAAGUGUCCAGACUGAUCCACAAAUUCCAGACUUUCACUCGUCCGACUCGUCUGACGAUGACGUACCCUGCCUGAUCGGUGGGGCCGACCAGGAGUACGAGUCUGAGUACAGGCCACUUCUGCCGUACUCGGAGUCCACAAGUCAGAUCCUGCUGAGUUCCCUGAACCCAGUGGACAACAGGAAGUGGAGGAGGAAGCCGUGGGGCUGGAGAGUGCUCAAAGCUCUGAAGACGCCUGUAGAGUUUGUGCUGCUGCUCUGCAUCCCCGUAGUCGACCCUGAUAAAGAAGACAAGAACUGGAGACGUCCACUGAACUGCCUCCACCUGAUCACUGGCCCACUGGUGUGCGUGCUCACCUUCCAGUCGGGACAAUAUGGACUCAUACUGAUCCAAGGGCAGUUUGCCGUCUGGCUGCUGACGCUUCUGCUGGGAUGUUUUCUGUCUGCAAUUGUCUUCUGCACCACCACCAAUGACCACCCCCCCAAAUAUCAUCCACUCUUUGCUCUUCUGGGCUUCCUGGUGAGUGCAGUGUUGAUCAGUGCAGCGGCGUCUGAAGUGGUCAGUCUUCUGCACAUGCUCGGUGUGGUGCUCAGUCUCAGCAACACUGUGCUGGGCCUGACUCUGUUGGCCUGGGGCAACAGCAUAGGAGACUGUUUCUCCGACAUCACCAUUGCCCGGCAGGGUUACCCCCGGAUGGCCAUCUCUGCCUGCUUUGGAGGCAUCAUUUUCAACAUGCUGUUUGGAGUGGGUUUGGGAUGUCUGUUGCAGAUGGUUAAAACGCACUCCGACGUGCAGUUUGAAUCAGAGGGUUUGCUGACGUGGAUUCUCGCAGGAUCUCUGGGUUUGUCUCUGGUCCUGUCCUUCGUCAUUGUUCCAUUGAGCCGGUUCCAUUUGGGAAAGACCUAUGGGAUCUUCCUCCUCGUCUUCUAUUUCAUCUUCCUCCUCAUUGCACUGCUCACAGAGUUUCGCGUCGUCUAGACCAGACCCCGGGGCCAGGUUUAAAUGAGGAGCAUCCUGUAAUGCAAGAUGACACACAGGAGCAGAGACUGCACUGAGUGCAGAAGGACUGAUGACUUCUUCGGCACAUGAUACUGAUGCACUAUUUAUAAAAGAAUCAACAGUGCACUUGCCUUGUACGCAGAGCCAUGCUGUGGUUGGUUUGUGGAACCAAGCAGCAAAUUAAUGACACACCAAGUUUUCUGCUCAGUGAGGAGCUGAAACAAAUCACACUGUGCCUCCAUUCAGCUUCGUGUUUGUCUGAUCGGAGCUGAGAUGGUACUUUGAGUCCAGCGGGAAACAAGAGAUUGUAAAAAUCUGUUUGUGAAUUGACUAAAUGUACUAGAUUGAAAA
This is a messenger RNA of Platichthys flesus (European flounder), 2327 nucleotides long. It is a transcript of the gene slc8b1, whose product is annotated as solute carrier family 8 member B1. Gene Ontology annotation, biological process: intracellular calcium ion homeostasis; calcium export from the mitochondrion. Gene Ontology annotation, molecular function: calcium:sodium antiporter activity. The record is from RefSeq and is a predicted model, not a curated record. NCBI's taxonomy places the organism in Eukaryota, Metazoa, Chordata, Actinopteri, Pleuronectiformes, Pleuronectidae. Bases 198 to 1955 code for a protein of 585 amino acids. Gene Ontology annotation, cellular component: membrane. The transcript has 15 exons.